CACACGCUCAUGUCUGGUACAUCCAAGCCAGACGAAGAACGCGAAGCAAUUGAGAUUGAUCCUAUAUGGACAACCAGUCGUACUGCCCGUCAAAUCUACGCCCUGGGCGAGGUUGAAAAGGUAACUUCCAUCGCAGAAGCCUACAACUAUCAUCAACGACGCCAACAGGACAUCACGCGUCUUAUGGCCCUCGCCGCGUCUUCGAUCUCUCUUUUGACGCUUCCCCAGACAGACGCGCCGGAAGAUAAUCUCCCGCAGGGCGACGAACGAUCAGAACAGUUCGUUCUCGAAGUCAACGAAUACUUUGAGCGUUUGGAUGCAAUCCAAAUCGCUAUUCGCUCCUCCCUUGCCCACAUUCGCCACUCGCGUAUAGCACCGUCCGCGAUCAACGCGCCACCUCCCAAUUUCGUGCCUCCCUCGCUCGGCGUUGGGCUCCCUGCUGGUGGGGAGCUGCCCGGGUCAUUUACCGCCGACGACACGCGUCGUGGACUGCAGGAGGAGCGUGUUGAAAGGGACGCUUGGACGGGUAUCCUGAACGCGUUGCAGCGUCUGAAGGCGGAGCAAGAGCAAAAUGAGCCACCAACUCAAAACGGUGUCACUGAAGAUGUGAAUAUGGCCUGAGAGGACUGGAUGUGUACCCUGGGAUUAUGUUUCAUUUGUGGUGACACCACUCUAGACGUCCUAGUGCACGCGACAAGUGUCUAAAUGAUCGAAGCCUCUUCUACCGCUGCUAACUCGAUAUGUUUUCGUAUGAAUGAAUAAAAAGGCUCUGGCCCCCGUAAGCAAUGUUA
Molecule: messenger RNA, 791 nt
Organism: Mycena citricolor
Lineage: Eukaryota; Fungi; Basidiomycota; Agaricomycetes; Agaricales; Mycenaceae
Source: the annotation of a GenBank genome assembly